CUUUGUUCUUCUUUCUCUGAGAAUUCUGCAAAUGUCGCGAUUGAAUUCCAACCGUCGGAUCCAAAUCGAUACUUCGGAGCCUCGAUACGAUGAAGGCGACGACGAAACCGUAGACGACAGCAGCAAUGCGGCGGAGGAUCUGGAUCCCUUUAUGGGAGUCAAAGUCAGACGGAAAGCCUCUCGCCUUCGUGAUUUUCAGGGUGAUUAUAUCGAUAUUCAGUCCAGACCUCAUCUUAUGAAGAUUCUCGAGAAACAAGGUGACAGAAAAGUCCUGUUUGCUGACAAAGUUAUAAAGUUUACUGGUUCGGGCAAGAUGAAACGCCGUAUACUUCUCGUAACUGAUUUUGCCAUCUACAUUGCGGAUCCAGAGACUGAUGCACUAAAAAGAAGGAUAGCCCUUGCUGCUGUUGAGAAACUGUGUUUAAGUGAACUGAGCGACAAUUUUUUUGCCAUCAUUAUUCCCACUGAAUAUGACCUACUCAUGGCUAGUACUAGAAAGACGGAAAUUGUGACGGUCUUAGUGGAUGCUACAAAGAGUGCCUCUGACUAUGAACUCGAGGUUGCCUUAUCUAACAGUUUUGAGUACAAUGCAGCUGCAGACGUAGUGAAGGAAGUCCAAUUCGAGGAAGUAGAAGGUGGUGUUAAAACAAGAAUUGUUCAGAAAUGAGUUGCCCCGUUAGACGUGGAUGUCGUAAAGUGCGAUCACCCAAUCACGAUUUAUUAAAUUGUUUCAUGUAUUUUGUUUGUUAUUUUAUCAAAACGUUUCCUGCUUUCUGACUAGCAAGAAAUGCAGAAAUUGUGUGGUAUAUAUAUAUGGUAGAUAAACAUAAAAAUUCUUAUUAAUUGUUGUACUUAAAGUAAUUCGAUUGAUUAUUGAAUUUUCCCGUUGUGUUGUGUAUUGCACACAAUUUGACUCUUUUCAAA
Messenger RNA from Salvia hispanica, 924 nucleotides. RefSeq lists its product as uncharacterized. Gene Ontology annotation, cellular component: myosin complex. The record is from RefSeq and is a predicted model, not a curated record. Lineage: Eukaryota; Viridiplantae; Streptophyta; Magnoliopsida; Lamiales; Lamiaceae. Gene Ontology annotation, molecular function: cytoskeletal motor activity.